AUGGCACGGUGGCAGCACCAGAGGCAGGUCCGAACAGACUAUCGACCAAACUUGAUAAUAAACAUGAAGCUUGCCCUCUUUGUCCAAUUGGCGGCCGUAUCCGCUCCAGCUCUCGCGGUUGACCUCGCAGUUCAAGUCGGCCAGCAUGUCAUAUACUCUUACCCAGGCCUUACGCCUCCAGAGAGCCUAUACAAGCUCACCUCGCAAGGCAAGGUCGGCGGUCUCAUAAUCUUCAAGGAGAAUGUCGGCUCCAACCUACCAGCCAUCAUGGACAAGUUCCAGGCUCUCUACAAGGCCUCACCAGCCUACAACGGCCAUCCCAUGAUCAUUACCACCGACCAGGAGGGCGGCAACGUCCGUCGUGUCCCCGGCGGUCCAAACAUGACUGCACGGCAGAUUGGCGAUUCCUCGACUCCCAUGAGAGAUGCUAGCCAGGCCGGACGGGAUGCCGCAGCUGCAUUGAAAGCACAGAAGUUGAACGGAAACCUGGCGCCUGUUUUGGACAUUUAUCGUGAAGAAGGCAACUUCAUCGACGAGUUUGGCCGUUCAUUCGGUAACAAUGCCGAGAUAGUGAGCGAGUGUGGUUCGGCCUUUGCUAUCUCGCAGUCUCGUGCUGGCGUGCUGUCAACGGUGAAGCAUUUCCCUGGCCUUGGAGCCGCAAAGAAAGGUGAAAAUACCGAUCUGGUUCCUAUCAAGAUCGAUACCUCCUUGGCUGAGCUUCGUGCUAUCGAUGAAGUGCCAUACCAUACCGCCAUUGCCAACGGUGUCGACAUGAUCAUGACGUCUUGGGCGGUAUACCCCGCCAUGGACGCUAAAUAUCCUGCUGGUCUGAGCAGGAAGUGGGCCACCGAUGAGCUGCGAACUAGACUUGGCUAUAAGGGCGUUAUUAUCACUGAUGCUAUCGAAGCUGGCUCUCUCAGAAGCUUCGGAACCGACGGACAGCGAGGUGUGAUGGCUGCGAAAGCCGGAGUUGAUAUCUUGCUUGCUUCCGGUAGGAAUGCAACUCAGGGGGAAGCCAUCGUUAACGAGGUUGUGGCGGCCUUGAAGAAUGGGGCCUUGUCCAUGACCGAGUUCCAGGAGAGCACAAUGAGAAUCCAGGCUCUCCAGAGUAGGCUUUCCGCAUAG
This is a messenger RNA of Microsporum canis CBS 113480, 1125 nucleotides long. Its product is annotated as glycosyl hydrolase family 3 N terminal domain-containing protein. Gene Ontology annotation, molecular function: hydrolase activity, hydrolyzing O-glycosyl compounds. The coding region runs from base 1 to 1125 and encodes 374 amino acids. Lineage: Eukaryota; Fungi; Ascomycota; Eurotiomycetes; Onygenales; Arthrodermataceae. Gene Ontology annotation, biological process: carbohydrate metabolic process; peptidoglycan turnover. The transcript has 2 exons. The record is from RefSeq and is a predicted model, not a curated record.